Prunus mume (Japanese apricot) is the source of this 2345-nucleotide messenger RNA. Its product is annotated as 3-ketoacyl-CoA synthase 11. NCBI's taxonomy places the organism in Eukaryota, Viridiplantae, Streptophyta, Magnoliopsida, Rosales, Rosaceae. Gene Ontology annotation, biological process: fatty acid biosynthetic process. Gene Ontology annotation, molecular function: acyltransferase activity, transferring groups other than amino-acyl groups. The record is from RefSeq and is a predicted model, not a curated record. Gene Ontology annotation, cellular component: membrane.
AAAAAUCCAGGGGAGUAAAACUUGAUAAGAAGAAGGAAAAAAAAAAAAAAACAUGAUAAGAAGGUCUGGAAAGUCAAAGAGGCAGCUUGCGCCGCUUUGUGAACGCCGAACGCGUACUCUUCGCUGCUUUCAUGGCUUUCCCUUGCCUUGUCGUCCUCAGCUCCUAUUUAAACUGAAUUAAAUAUAUAUAAUACCAACCUCAACCUCUCCUCACGCACUCAUUAUCCUAAUUUUAGUUUAAUUUGCAAUUUUCAUUUCAAAUUGGUACUUUAUUUAUUACCGUUUGCACCUUGCACGUUCUCUCUCUCUCUCUCUCUCUCUCUCUCUCUCCUCCCUCCCUCUCUGCCUAUAGAUUUCUCUCUCUUUUGUUCUCCCUUUCUCUUUGGCUUCUGUAGCGACAUUCUGAGAUCUGGUGGUGGGAUCUGACGAUUAAAGGGAAAAAUGACAGAGCCGAAACCAGACACACCCUUGAUCCCACCAUCUUCAUCAUCAUCAUCAUCAUCAUCAUCAUCGCGAAACCUUCCCGACUUCAAAAAUUCAGUUAAACUGAAAUAUGUGAAGCUUGGUUACCAUAUUCUCAUUACCCAUGGAAUGUACCUCUUUCUUUCCCCUCUUGUUGUCGUUAUCGCUGCCCAGAUCUCAACAUUUUCUCUCCAAGAUCUGUAUGAUCUUUGGGAGCAUCUCCAAUACAACCUAAUUUCGGUGAUUAUCUGCUCGACUCUCCUUGUUUUCCUAUCCACUGUCUACUUUCUCACCCGCCCUCGCCCGGUGUACCUUGUUAACUUUUCCUGCUACAAGCCAGAAGAAUCUCGAAAAUGCACGAAAAAGAUUUUUAUGGAUCAGUCUCAAAUGACUGGUACAUUCACAGAGGAGAAUCUUCAGUUCCAGCGAAGGAUUCUUGAGAGAUCUGGCCUUGGGGAUUCAACUUACCUUCCAGAGGCUGUACUCAACAUUCCUCCAAAUCCGUCAAUGAAAGAAGCUAGAAAAGAAGCUGAGGCUGUGAUGUUUGGUGCCAUUGAUGAGCUUUUCACUAAGACAGCUGUAAAACCUAAGGACAUUGGAAUCUUGAUUGUGAACUGCAGCUUGUUCAAUCCGACCCCAUCUCUUUCUGCCAUGGUUAUCAACCAUUACCAGCUUCGAGGGAACAUAGUCAGCUAUAAUCUUGGUGGGAUGGGCUGCAGUGCAGGUCUGAUCUCAAUCGAUCUUGCUAAAAAUCUUCUUCAGGUGCAUCCUAAUUCUUAUGCAUUGGUUAUCAGCAUGGAGAACAUCACAUUGAACUGGUACUUUGGAAAUGAUCGCUCAAAGCUCGUCUCAAAUUGCUUAUUUCGGAUGGGAGGGGCUGCUAUAUUGCUUUCAAACAAAAGCUCAGACAGAAGACGAUCCAAAUAUCGAUUAGUUCACACUGUUCGAACCCACAAGGGUGCUGAUGAUAAGUGCUUUAGCUGUGUUACCCAAGAAGAAGACUCCAAUGGAAAGAUUGGUGUUACUUUGUCAAAGGAUCUGAUGGCAGUAGCAGGUGAUGCUUUAAAGACCAACAUCACCACAUUGGGGCCUCUUGUUCUGCCAAUGUCUGAACAGCUGCUUUUCUUUGCUACAUUGGUUGGGAGGAAACUUUUCAAAAGGAAGAUCAAACCUUACAUCCCAGACUUCAGACUAGCUUUUGAGCAUUUCUGUAUUCAUGCUGGAGGAAGAGCCGUAUUGGAUGAAUUGGAGAAGAACCUGCAUCUAUCUGAUUGGCAUAUGGAGCCAUCAAGGAUGACACUCCAUCGAUUUGGAAACACAUCGAGCAGUUCUCUCUGGUAUGAGUUAGCUUAUACAGAAGCCAAGGGAAGGAUGAAGAAAGGAGAUAGAACAUGGCAGAUAGCUUUUGGGUCGGGAUUCAAGUGUAACAGUGCUGUGUGGAAGGCUCUUAAGAGCAUAAAUCCAGCAAAAGAAAAGAACCCAUGGAUGGAUGAAAUUGAUCGGUUCCCCGUAGAUGUUCCAAAGGUGUCAACCUUCUAAAUUUAAUAUGGUCUUCCCCAUUCUUAUGCCACCGCAUUUUGGUGGCUUUUGCUAGCUUUCUUUCUUAUUGAGGUCUUAGAAUUGGUUUUCUUGUUUUGCCGUGUCUGAGGUUCUAGGAAUUUGAUUGUUUCUUUUAGGACAGGUCUUUGGUGGUUUAGUAGGGUGGAGAGCAGCCAAAUUUCACUUAUUUACUAAGGGGUGCGGUGGUAGGGAAUGUGUGGGGACAUUUAUUUAUUGGUGAUUUUAGGACAUUAAAUUCGAACAUUUCGAAUUAGGACCUGUAUGUUGUAAAUCUACUUGGAUGUUGGAACUAAUUGAAUCUACUUGAUAUAUUUGCUUCUGCU